Messenger RNA from Scomber scombrus (Atlantic mackerel), 7393 nucleotides. It is a transcript of the gene jcada, whose product is annotated as junctional cadherin 5 associated a. The transcript has 4 exons. Gene Ontology annotation, cellular component: ruffle membrane; adherens junction. Gene Ontology annotation, biological process: positive regulation of blood vessel endothelial cell proliferation involved in sprouting angiogenesis. Lineage: Eukaryota; Metazoa; Chordata; Actinopteri; Scombriformes; Scombridae. The coding region runs from base 149 to 5125 and encodes 1658 amino acids. The record is from RefSeq and is a predicted model, not a curated record.
UGCGCAGCUGUGCCGGUGAUCCUGCCGCUGCACGUAGGGAAGAAGCAGAGACGCCUUGACAACCGACCUACCUUCCUCUCUCAAAAAAAAGAAAAAGAAAAAAGAGAGAGGAAAAAAAGAAAACACACCAGCAUUAACAAAUGCGACCAUGUACAGCGUGGAGGACCUCCUCAUCUCUCAUGGAUACAAGCUGCCCAAACAUACCACCCCCUCUUCCACCCCAACCCCUACCCCGGUCCCCACAUCCUCGUCCCACCAGGCUUCCUCAUCCUCACCACCGUCUUACAGCAAACAUCAUGAAAUCCUGGAGAACAGGCCUGGCCCCAGGACAGUGAAUGGCUAUGAAAGAGGGUCCGCAGUACCCUAUGGGAACAGCGGCGGAACCAGGCAGCCCCAAGUGUACGCAGGCAGCUGUCCCAGCAACAACAACGAACCCAGGGACAGGAGCCAGUCCAGGCGGGAGGGUGAGAGCCGAGGCCAGAUAGACACCCACUCCUUAGGAGAGUCGCUGACCUCAGACAGCGGGUUCUGUGAUGGCAGCAGAGGUCCGCAGUCGCAGUCCAAGGAUGUGUCCUACUGGAGAAGGAGAGGCCAGGACUUCACUGUGCUGUUGGACUAUGCUGACCUCAGAGAGUCCCAUGGAGCAGGGCAGGGGGGUUACAACAGGCCAGAGGGGCCUCAGCAAGCAAGAGGCCAAGAGGUGCCUGCGGAGGAGCGUCAGAGGGCAGCCCAGGAGAGGCAGCGCUGGGCAGCCCAGGCGCAGGCCCAUUCUCAGGCUCAAGCCCAGGUCCAGGCGCAGGCUCAUGCUCAGGCUCGCUCGAGAGAGAGGGAGGCAGCUCUCCAUCAGUGGAGGGUGGCGAGUGAGAGAAAGUGCCAGAGCCUGGGGACAGAUGAGUGGCGACCAGCCGUGAGCUUUGGCCGCCAGCUGUCACAGAGUGAGGGUGAGCGUUGGGCACAGGAGCAGCAGCGGCUCCAUGCCAGGACACCAGAGGGCAUGGUAGUCCACCCCAGGACCAAAGCCAAAUCCCAGUCCCUGCCAAGGAUGCUGCAGCCUGAGAGCCUGCAAUAUGUGGAUAUAGCUUCAUCUGGUCAGGAACUGUACAGGCGGGUCAAUGGCCACCCACUGUCACACCACAACCUUUACAGGGCAGCUCACUGGCCGGAGAAUGGGAGGCCAGCCAGCGCCAACCAACUCUUAAUGACACCAAAGUCCCGCUUCACCCGACCCCCUAGACCUCCCUCCUACGAGAUGCACCAGCAGAUCAGGGGAAGCUGUGAGGUGUUGUCUGGGAGAGACUCAGUUAUCCCCCAGGCCAGGGAUAGAACACCACUUCCCUUAUCAAGGACAGGUGACACCCAAUUGGACUAUUUUGCACAGGACUCUGGACCUCCAGGAUACAUCCCUCCCCCAUCAUAUAAGAGAGCCCCAAUGAUGGGAGGGGGGCGCCGGGGAUAUGGUGAAAUUGGUGUUGACUACAGGUACAGAGGAGAUAUAUACCAGCAGAUACAGGUAGCUCCAGAUGGAUCUCACUGGAUCACCAGACAUCCAGCAGGUUCCUGGCCUGAUCCCCAGAGAGAGAGAAGCAUGUCCAGCCAGAAGCAGCUUUAUCCUGUGUAUACUACCCAGGAGCGCCCCGGUGGAGGGGUCCAAUAUAUCCCCUUCGAUGACCCCCGCAUCCGCCACAUUUCCUCAUCCCUGGGUGGCAAUUCUCUGACGGACGCUGACAAAAUCCGCCACAUCCGCAAUGAGCUUCCCAGCGUCACCGUGUCGGAGCCUGUAUCCGACGACAGUGCCUUUUUGCCCCCGCCAUUGGGGCCUUUCAUCGCUGCCAAACUGGCAGAUGAUGCCAACCAGACGUGUUCUAGCGACUUCGACAAUGACAAUAACAGGUGGCACAGCAAUUUGCACAAAGAGACUGUCGAUAACUUCCCAGCAACUGACCAAAACUGCAACAACAGAUAUCCCAAAAACCAACGUCCUCCUCCAUCGCCCUCUUCAGCCUUCCACGCCCCAUUAACAAGAGCAUCAUCUCGCCAGGGGUCCAGUUCAGAUCAGGUCUUUGCAGAAACCAUCACUCAAGUAAAGAAAAUUGUCCCAGAAUCGGGGCCUGAAAACAACAGGAACAGCAAGAGAAGAGUGAGUGAGACCAUCUUCUGCCUUGUGUCUGUCCCCGUUCACACACCGACUAACAUCAACAAAGACUCAGCGGCAGAUCAGAACAACAAUGAGACAAUACCAAGCCUGACUGUCACCAACACAGAUACUUUUGCUGUAGGCCUCAAAGAGACACACAAUGUGCGAAGCAAGUCUGUGAACGAGAUGCCCAUUAAACCCCACUACUCUCACUUUCACACCAGCAGCACAUCCUCCAUGAGGAAUUACAAGAGAGCUCCUUUAAGGAAGGAGAUUAUCGAUGCCUGGGCACUUCAAGCCAGUGAAGACAAAGAGUUGUGUUAUGCUGGGUCCUGGCCAGGAAACCAAUAUCGUAACCAGGAAACUCAGACUGGCUCACCUUUGACGGUGGUAAAAAGUCCAGAACCCCAGAUCCCUCCUGGAGUACAAGAGCCUGUUCAGUCUGCCUCAGAUACAACCACAGACAGUGGUAUGGGGGCAGACAGUAACUCCUCUUAUGGUUACCCCAUGACUGGCCAGAAAAACCUUCAUCCCUCCAGCAACAGCGCCUUUUCCCGUCUCAGCCUCAGCCCAACACAACCACCCUUGGUGCAACCCUUACAAGACCUAUCCUCCCCAUUUAAGGACCGGCAUCAGGGAGACCUGCAGCCAUCGUCUCCCAGGAAAGGCAAUUCCAGUCCCCCAGAAAGUGCGGAGCAAGUGGCCUUUGGUCAGUUCCUCUUAAAGCCAGUAAACCGACGACCCUGUGAUGCCAUUGGUGAACUGGAGAGCAUUAAUAAGGAGAUGGAAGACACCAUCAGCAAAAGACCCAAUGUGGGUCAAAGUAUUGAUGAUUUAGAUGGAGUGAAGAUGAAAUCAGAUCGGUUUAAAUCAGGAGCACAUUUCAAUGCUGGUCCAGAACCAGGCAGGGAAGCUAUCAGUCUUCCACCCAUGCACAUGGAAAUACCCAACAACAUUAAAGUAAGGUCAACGUCUUUUGCUUCUACUGCUGAUCUAGACUCUAUGGUAAUGAGAAGUGCUUUCUCCAGGCCACAGACCAAUAACUUACCCUCAACAAAUGAGGUGUCCAUAAUCCCCUGUCCAGGCCCAAGAGACAAUUGCCUCCUGUCCUCACUGUCCCUACACAGUGAAUCAAACCGACUAUAUAGGCAGGACAUCCCAGUCCCUCAAGAGUCAUUGCUGAGGGAUGUGGGGCUAACAGUCUACACAGAGACUCCUGGUGGUCCUGGGGAGCCAAUGCAGCGCUCACUGUCUGUCCCAUCUCCACUUGAUCACAAGGAGCUCAGUCAGUCAGCACAGCUCUCGUGGGAGAGCAGGACAGCACUUGUUAAAAAUAGUGGUAUCCCUGAGCACAAUUUGAAUCAAGAGCUUCAGGCUGAAGGGGGGACGGAGAGAAAGGCUCAAUCAGAUGACAAACCACAAUUCAGGGGUGAGCUCAGUUUGGGCAUCUGUAGGACCAGGAGCGAAAGUAACCGAUCACCUAAGAGUGAAGGUUCCCCACAUGUCACCAGGUUGAGAAGGGAGGUUUCUUUUGUGUUUGAGGGUGAUCAUGGCAAUGAUAGAUACAGCAUCUCUGAGCCUCUGAACUAUAAGAAAGAGUCAACAAUAGCAGAUAAGCACCUGGAGAAUUUACUGAUUCAGGAGAAAGCCAAUGCUUUACCUGCAGAGGACCUUACCAAACUGUAUGAGGUCAAAUGUGCAAAGGGCAUCCCUGAAAAUGAGUCCAUCGAGCAGAGGGCUGCCAGAAUCCUGGGUAUAGCCGUUCCAGUGGAGGCGUUGGGCGUGGCUGACAAACAAUCAGAGGACAAUGAGGAUGAUAUUGUAACUAGUGUAGCUGAGAAUUUUCCAAGUCAAGACGAAGAGAAACAGCAGGUGAUAGGAGAGUGUGAGCAAGUCAAAGAAGACUCCCUGAUUGUCCAGGGAGCAGAGACAGAGGAGGUCAACGAGACAAGAUCGGGAGUGGACCAUGGAGUGGAAGAUGACAGACAAAAGCACAGCAACAGCCAUGAUGGUGAAGACAACCAAGAUAUUGACACUCAGUCAGCAGCAGUGCUGGACCUGCCCGAGUUUCCACCCAGUAACCUUCCCCUAUCCCUACCCGUCACCCCUGAUAAAAAGCUAGCACUGAGCACGUGUACUGGAGAAAAGAAGGGGCGUGGUGGAACAUGCAAACUAAUCGAAUCCCUGCAAGAUAAGCUAAGCUCUUCUGCUUCUUCAUCUGCCACAUCUCUGGGCAGGUCAACCCCAGACAGAAUGGCCCGCUUCAAAGAGCUGGACUCAGUGUCUCGAAUAAGACGCCUCAGCCUCAAAGGCUCAGAGUCCGAAGGAGAAGCUGAUUCUGUAGAGCGAGAUGGCGACAGAGACGAAAGCGAGGUUCAAGAAGAGACAAAGGGGGAGGUUGUGGAGAAAAAAGAGGACGAAGAGGACAAGAAAGCAGAAAAAGAAGACAGGAAGGAGGAGGAAAACCUAGAUGAACAUGAGAAUGCACAUGAAACACAUGACAAGAUAGGAGACCCUGAAGAAGAAUGUAAAGCUGAAGAAGAGAAUGAAGGGAUAUGCAAGGGAGAGCAAAGACAAGAAGAGGAGACAGAAAACGUGAAUGUUGACAUUGCACUAGAUGUAGGGAAGGAAGGAAGUAGAGAAGUAGAUAUUGAAUUAAAAACAGAAGAGGCAGAAGAAGAGGUGGAACUGGAAAUUGUGGAAGAUGACAAAGAAAAGCCUGUAGAGAAGGUGAGAGAUGGACAGAAUGGAGCAGAAGUCAGCGGAGGAGAACCGACACAAGACGCUGAGGGAGAACAGAUACCCAAACCAAAGCAGCGCACCAGGCUCCAGAAGCCUCCUCUGCUUCCUAAACCUCGCAGCGUUCCCAAGAGAGAAAUAACUCUGCCACUCAACUUCAGCACUGGGACCUGUGGCCCCUCAAAUAUGGAGGAUGAGGAGAUGCUCUCUGUCUCAGACUCCUACGACCCCAGUCGAGUGGAGAGAGUGUAACCUCUGACUCUGCCUUCACCACUGUGGAAAUCUGUCUUUCUCGAGUUAACAGCUUUUUCCAACAACAAAGGCUUUCAUCUCAUCUCAUAGCUUAGUCAGCUGUGACCCGUCCAAUAUUGCUACACAUUACUCCUCACAAAACUGUCCUGGUGCUGCGGGAGCAUUUUUACAGCCAAAUAAAGGCGCCGCUGGUGCCAAUUCUCCAGGCCUUCUCAACCUUGUCCUUCCAUUCCAUCCACUCCUCAAAAGUUUAUCUGCUCACAGCAAGCGGACUUCCUCCUUUUUGAAGUUGUCUUAUUUUGCUUUUGGAAAAAUGCAUGUCAUUAUUCCCGUCUGCACUCGGGCUCCGUGCUGAGCUUCAGUGUUGAAAUAUGAAUGUAAAAGUGCUUCUGCUCUUCAAACAAAAGAAAUGUAACAGAAAAAAAAUAGAAAAGAUGGCAACAGUAUUGCAUUACAAUCAGUAUUAAUCUACACCAAAUGUAAAUAAGAGAAAGGUAUAAGAUUUUAUUAAGAGUAUUAAAAAAACAGUUUAAGACAUUUAAUUGCUGAAUAAAUGUAUAUUUUCUUAUCUAUGUUAAGAAAAGACUAGAUUUUUGGAAGUGUAGUCUUUGGGUGUAUUACUAAUAAUGAAACCCCCUGCUCUUUAUUCUUAUACUUGUGUGAUAUAGAAUGUACUCAGAGCCCGGAUUGCAAUGAGAAACACUGUGGUCCUUGAAUAGUUUCACUCAAGAGCAAUAUAGUCGUCGUACACAGGGCGUUCGUGACAUGAUUUGAGUAGUAAGUCUCCUUUUCGAGGAGCUGAUCUCAUUUAAAUGUCUGCUUUAAAGCUUCUUCUUUCGGUACAAGUGUUAGAUUGGCACUGCUGAGAUGAUUGGCUUUAUGUUACCAGCGAUGCACCUGGUAAUCUCUUCAAGUACUCAGAGAUUAGACCCGGUGGGAUUCAUGUUCGCACCCUCCCCUGUUCCCCGGCGCCGUCAAACUCAGCAUUAGCCAUCGCAGCAUGUAUCAGAACUGUCUGAUUUGGGUGUUAUUUUUUGUUAAUCCUCAUACUGUUCAAGAAGAAAACUAUAUUUUGUGGCAUUAACAGAAGUCUAUAUUUAACCGUGUGGUUUGCUUUGUUCACAUCUUAGUUUGUGUGUGAUUUCAGAAGUGCUUCUUUUGCAGGAAGUGAUAGAUGUAGCUAUAUUGAUCGCAGUGUGCCUUGUACACACUGUUUCUGUGGAGAACUUCAUUUGUGUGUCAUACAUCCAGUAUUCUAAUUUAACUCAUUUAAACUGAACAUCAGUAAUUCAGUUUACUUUCAUGAAAAAAAAGAAACAUUUGAAGUUGUUUUUGGCAAUAAUAUUGAAUAUUAAGCUAAAUAUGCUUAAUAUUGAUGCUGUACAGAACAUUGCUUUUGGAAUACUAAUCACAGUAUCUGAACAUGUUCAGUAAUUUAAUGUUGACAUAUCAGUGCUUUAUAAGUUGUGGGCAUAACUGGCAAUUGGUUUAAACUCACUUUACUUAUGGGGUAGCAAUACAAGAAAUUUCAAAUCAUACCAAACCAAACUUUACGCUAUGCAUUUGGACAUCAACAUUUACUGGGUUUAAUACCAAAUUCAAAGCUAAAACUGCAACUUCUGGUUUGCUUGUUUGACCGUGUCACCUGCAAGAUUGUUGCUGUUGUCCGUAAAGCCCAUGUUUGAUCCAGCUGUAUGUGACGUUGAAGCCGUUGGAUCUGGUUGUUGACUUGUGAGGAAGCAGCUCUGACUCAAGAUCAUCAGUAGAAGCUCCUCACAAGUUUUGUUUUUGUCCUGUUAUCAACCCAGUCCCUGUACCUCUGUGUUCCAGGUAAUGUGUUAUCUGGUCAUUCUCGUAGGUCUUUUUGUACUGCAGGUUCUUUGUAACAUAUAGACUAUUGGUGCACAUCUUGCUUUGAUAUUUUCUAUUUUCAUACAGGAGUAUGUACAGCUUCUUUUGUAUGCGCGGCAUCUUUUUUUUUUCUUUUUCUUUUUUUUUGUGCAUGAAAUGCGUAAGACGUCACAGAGAAGGUGUAUUUGCAUAUAAUUGCAUUUGGUACUAUAUAGUCUAUCCAAUAAACAACUGUUAUAUUUCAUAUAAUGUAUAUUUUAUUUUCAGAAGUUAUGCUACAUAUUUAAAUCAGAAAUCAAGGUAUUUUUAGAUUAUUGUGAAAAGGGAACUGUUUUUGAAGGCACAAUAUUUGUCUAUAUUUGAAAUGAUCAUUAUGAAUGAUCAUGAAUAGAGACAAGUGUGUGCUAUUGUACAGUA